Eimeria mitis is the source of this 1632-nucleotide messenger RNA. RefSeq lists its product as uncharacterized. The transcript has a single exon. NCBI's taxonomy places the organism in Eukaryota, Apicomplexa, Conoidasida, Eucoccidiorida, Eimeriidae. Bases 1 to 1632 code for a protein of 543 amino acids. The record is from RefSeq and is a predicted model, not a curated record.
AUGACCCGCCUUAUGUUGGCGGCGCUCGCCGCCUCCGCGGCGGUUUUCACGGUUGAGACGGUUUCUGCAGCCUUCAUGCAUCCAGUUAGCGACGGGAAAGGAACUCCUAUGUAUUCCAAAUCCAAAGGGCCUCCUCCUCCACAGGAGAUUUGCCAGACAAUUCCAGUCCAAGUGGACUCAGUUUGCUUCGAAAAUGUUCCCUUCAAGGAGGCAUACGUCUGCCCUCAGGUAGUCGAGAAACAGGUGUGCGAUAAGGUACCAGUGGAGGUUGCUGACACCUGCUACAAGCCCACAAACGCCUUGGAGGCCUACGAUUGCAAGAAAGAGGUGAAGAAGGAAGAGUGCAAAAUGGUGCCUAAACAGUGCUUCAAGACCAUCACCGAGCAGGAGGAGUACGGCUGCGAAGAGGAGCAGUGUGAGACCGUUGUCAAGAGGAUUCCUCAGACUUGUUUUAAAAAGAAGAACUCUAAGGAGAAUUACCCGUGCAUGAAGCACAAGAAGCAGAAGGUUUGUCAGGAGGUUCCCCAAGAGUAUGAGAGCACUUGCUUCCGCGAGGAAAGCCAGCAAGAGCUGGUCCCCUGCAAAGGCAAAGAGGAGGCUGCAGCAGUGAGCUUCGAGGAGAAAUGCACCAUGGGGAUGCAGGAGGUUGAGACCACCUGCGAGAAACAGGUAAUGGCCCAGCAGGAGUACCCAUGCACGAAAAGAGAAAAACGCAGGGACUGCGAAGUUGUGCCUCAGAAGGUGACAGAAAUGUGUGAGGAGAUAGUGGAGGAACAGAAGCCUUACAAAUGCAAGAAAAAACAGAUGACCCAGAAGUGCAAGAUGGAGAACGUCAGUGUUCCCGCGACGUGCGAGAAGAAGAAAGGUGACAAAACCGAGUAUUACGAAUGUGAAAAGAAGGUGAAGCAAGAGGUGUGCAAAGACGUUGAGGAGAACGUCGAGGCAGUCUGCUAUCAGCUUGUCUCCUCCAAGCAGCCGGUCCCAUGCAAAAAGAAGAAGAUGGGAGAAGUAUGCGUAGACAGGGAAGUUGAGGUGCCCAGCACUUGCUUUAGGGAGGUUCCCGUAAUGGAACCGUAUCCGUGCAUGAAGAAGAUAGAUGUGCCUAACUGCGUCAAGAUCCCGAUGUGCCCUCGGUUCCACACCCAGAAGAAGGCGUAUCCUUGCAUGGAAACAAAGAUGAAACAGGAAUGCCAUGUCGAGGAGGUACCUUAUGAGGACACUUGCUCUCGGAGCUUCACCGAGGAGGUGCCGUACGAUUGUAGCAAAGAAGUCAAAUCUAAAGAAUGCAAAAUGGUGCCCAAAGUCUGCAAGAGGAAGGUCUCACGUGACGUCGCGUUCGAAUGCAACGAGAGGGUUUGUGAGAAGGUCUCACAACCGCAAGUCUGCUACAGAAAAGUUAAAGGCAAAGAGGCAUACCCCUGCACCCGCACGGAGUACAAAGAACAGUGCCACAUGCAGCAGCAGGUCAUCAGCAAGACAUGCUACAGCCAGGGCAUGAAACCCCAGCAGUACCCGUGCAAGGAGACGAAGUAUGAAACUAUCUGCAAACAGGUGCAACCGAAGGCCGCAAUGGUUAUCCCUGCCCCUACCCCUGUGAAGAAAGAGAAGGAGAAGAAGGCCAAGAAGCUCUAA